Sipha flava (yellow sugarcane aphid) is the source of this 1159-nucleotide messenger RNA. RefSeq lists its product as uncharacterized. The record is from RefSeq and is a predicted model, not a curated record. The transcript is spliced from 3 exons. The coding region runs from base 275 to 571 and encodes 98 amino acids. Lineage: Eukaryota; Metazoa; Arthropoda; Insecta; Hemiptera; Aphididae.
ACGUGUUUGCAUUUAGUCGUGACUGGGUCAACUUACAAGGUACGCGCGUACUCCAAGUGUGGUUCAAGUGUAAUUUUCGAUUUUUACUUCGGCCGAUUAAACCAAAUACCAUACCAACCAGCAUACGAAAUAAUAUACGUUUAGCAAUUUCGUUUCACGUUUUUGCUCGUAUUUCUACACGUUUAUAAUUAACAGACGUAUUAUCAGAAUGCGUAGGUAAUACAAUAAUGAAAAUCCAAAGAAACUCAUAAUAAAAACUUCGUAGAUACGUACUAUGGCACUACAACGGAACUUGACAUUGGCUCUAUGCCUCGCUCUAUAUUUUACGAUAGAAUGGGCGCAUGGAUCCAAGUUAAGGAAACAGCGGGAGACGACAAUCAUGAAAUUCAUGAAGUUACUAUUCUAUCGGUUGAUCUACGGUUUCGCCAAAAUGAUCGGCAUGGGAGAAGUAGCCGAAGAGUUUGGAGACGGCGUGCUAGCACCUCCAGACAGCGAUUACCGACAAGAGGACGCCGAUGAUGAUUACUACGACGACAAUAAAAAUGACGAUUACAAUUAUGAUAUAUAUUAAUAUAAUAUUGUCAAAUUUAUAUUGUUAGCACUGUCAACGUUUGCUUUUGCAAAGGUGUAGUUAAACGUCAAAAGAAAGGGGAAGCGUAAUUAUGGCAAAAAUUAUUUUAAUGUAAAUCAAAUCAAACUGUUACGAUGUGCUAAAGGUAAAUUCAACGAAAUCGAAAACUCGUAUUUAAUAACACGAAUAUCUCGUGAAAUGUUUAGUAUUUCGUGUUUUAAGAUAGGUAUAAUGAGUACUAUUGAUUGUAUUCUGUACAAAUUAAUACUGUACAAAAUUAAUUUAUAGUAAUUAAUAAUAAAAUUAUUGAUGCCAUAUUUUUCACUAUUUCUUAAACGUCUCUAAUAGUACUUAGAUGCACGUAAAAACAAAUUAUUAUAAUUAAAUAUUAAUUUUUUUAGCUACAACUAAGGUCAUUCGCAGAAAUCUGUUAAGUGAAGUAAAGAGAUGUAAAUGAGAUUAUUAAAAUAAAUAAUUUCUACACUUAAAUCAAUUUUGUAGAAUAAUUUAAAACUUAAACUUUGAGUUGUUAUUAUACCAGUACACAUUUUAAAAUAUAACCAUUUACCCUAGUUUCUAUUUAAUUUU